Messenger RNA from Salmo salar (Atlantic salmon), 1458 nucleotides. Lineage: Eukaryota; Metazoa; Chordata; Actinopteri; Salmoniformes; Salmonidae. The record is from RefSeq and is a predicted model, not a curated record.
CAGACCUUCAAGGGAGGCGUGACAACGAUGUGAUUUCGAAGGUAUGGCAAUGCGAGACUAUACUCAUAGCAAUCCCUCAUUGCUCAAUCAGAAGAUGCUCAAUUGCAGGAUGAUCAUAUCAGAUUUCUUGAUCCAACAUCCUCUCACUCUGUAUCUCUUACAGCCAGUAGACAUGGAGGAUGGGAAGCCUGAUCUGCUGCUGGUCAAAGAGGAGACAAUAGAAGACGGACCAAAGAGCAUUGAUCUGCUGAGUGGAGUAAAGAUGGGGGAGCAAGGUGAUAGGGUGGAAUCUAACAGAGGAGACUGGGUGGCCAUCUUGGAUUCCCAGACGGGUGCAGCCAAGGGCCUGGGGGACGACAUCACUGAGCAGGCCAGCACCAGAGGCGACAUAGUGGAGUCUGCAGUCCAUGAAGACCUGCUGAUAUCUGGUGUUGCUUGCAGGAGAGACUGGACCUCUGAAGUGGCUGAUCACAAACCUUGGAACAGAACUCUGGAUCAGAAGCUGUCGCUCUUCCUUCCCGAGUCGGAACCAGGACUGAACCACGAGGUACAGAGACUCCACCACAACCACCACACAGAAGACAACCAGUGGACAGGUGGACUGAGCAACCUCAGUCCUGGUGGUCAUCAGAGAGACAGAGGCUCCAGUCAGGGAUCCAGUCUGCAGCCCAGACCCUUCUCUUCACAGUCUCAGUGCAGGGAUGAAGCAGGGCCUGAUAGAGAUAGACCCUCCUGUUCCUAUGAUAUAAACACCACAGUAUCUAUGAUGAACAGAGCAGGUCACCCUGGGCUUCAGCCUUCACAGAGAGUGGUGGGAGACCCCCCAGGUGGUAGUCUAACAGGAAGUCUGUCUUCUCCUUCAGGAUCUCGUCUAAUGCCUGGUGACUGGGUUCAUAGAAGGCCUAGGUCUAGCUUUCUUCAGUUACCUCAUAGUUACCCCACCAAUACAGACAGGGUCAGGAUGGGCGUUCACCACAAGAAGCACCUAGCCUAUAACACAACACACAAUCCAAACAGCACCCAAACAAUGGCUAGAGGUCAAGGAGGGAGCUCAAAGCCUAACCACCUGACGGUGGUGGCUUCUGCUUCUACCUCCUCUGGUGUCAUUGGGACACAACAUGGGAGGCCGAGCAUUAGGCCGGAAGAUGACAAGUCAUACGCCUGCCCCACGUGUGGGAAGCGCUUUGCAAAAGCAAACUAUGUGAAUGACCACCAGACCGUUCACACCAAAGAGAGGCCCUUCAAGUGCAAACUAUGUUACAAGAGCUUCUCCUUCCAGAGUAACCUCAUCAGACAUAGGAGUGUUCACAAUGUGGAGAAAUCAUAGCAGUGUGGCUUGAGAUGUACACAGGAUAUCUGGGAGCCAUUCUUUAGCUGACAGUUUUUACACUGCUGCUACUCGUUGUUUGUUAUCUAUGCAUAGUCACUUUACAAAUUACCUCGAUUAACCUGUACCCC